This is a messenger RNA of Wasmannia auropunctata (little fire ant), 2108 nucleotides long. RefSeq names its product neutral ceramidase-like. The record is from RefSeq and is a predicted model, not a curated record. The transcript has 7 exons. Gene Ontology annotation, molecular function: N-acylsphingosine amidohydrolase activity. The coding region runs from base 225 to 1337 and encodes 370 amino acids. NCBI's taxonomy places the organism in Eukaryota, Metazoa, Arthropoda, Insecta, Hymenoptera, Formicidae. Gene Ontology annotation, cellular component: extracellular region. Gene Ontology annotation, biological process: ceramide catabolic process; long-chain fatty acid biosynthetic process; sphingosine biosynthetic process.
UGUCACGGUUGCAGUAUUACGACCGCGAGUUUACGUACAGCGGUGCUGUCGCGUUCACCAAGAAGCCGAGAGCGCGUUAAUUCCGCGUAAUAACUGCGCUUUUUUUUCAAUCGUAUAUUUGUUUAUCACACAAGGCGGGUAGAAUCGUUUGAACAGUGCGGUUGAAAGUGGAGUAACUGUUCGACGUACAGUCGGCAAGGCCAAUAAGGGGCUCACAAAACUGAAUGGAUACUUCGGCGUCGCGGUCGCUCCUAGGAACUCGUAGUUUAUCUGCGUUAUGGCUCCUCCUGUUACUAUCGCCCGCCGCCGUUCACGCCUCGUACAGCAUCGGCGUCGGAAGGGCCGACAGCACGGGGCCGGCCGCAGAGAUUGUCUUCAUGGGAUACGCGAAUAUAGAGCAGAAAGGGACUGGCAUUCACCUUCGAACCUUUGCCAGAGCCUUCAUAAUUGACGAUGGCGUGGAAAGGUUCGUGUUUGUCAACGUGGACAGCGCGAUGAUAGGCAACGACAUUCGACAGGAGGUACUGCGUAAAUUGAAGACCCAAUUUGGCGAUAUGUACACGGAGAGGAACGUGAUGAUUAGCGGCACGCACACGCACUCGUCCCCCGGCGGCUUCAUGCUGGAUGUGCUUUUCGAUUUGAGCACAUUCGGCUUCGUCAGGGAGACAUUCGACGCGAUCGUCGACGGCAUAACGAACAGCAUCCAGCGUGCCCACAAUGCCGUCGUGCCUGGAAGAAUCUUUAUCACCCACGGGGAGGUUUUGGACGUGAACAUUAACAGGAGCCCGCAGGCAUACAUUAACAAUCCGAAAUCGGAAAGAGAUAAGUACAAAUACAACGUGGACAAGACGCUGACGCAGAUGCAAUUCAUCGGCGCCGACGAUAAGCCCCUGGGCGUUAUAAAUUGGUUCCCCGUGCAUCCAACUAGUAUGAACAACACGAAUCAUCUGAUCUCGAGCGACAAUAUGGGCUACGCUUCGGUCCUCUUCGAGAGAAUGAUGAAUAAUAAUGCCAUGGUCGGCAAAGGCGAAUUCGUGGCAGCCUUCGCCUCGUCCAAUCUCGGCGACGUUUCGCCGAAUACACGCGGCCCGAAGUGCGAGUUCUCUGGAAAGAACUGCUCCGACCAGUACACGUGUCCCGGAAAGAAGGAAAGGUGCUUCGCCUCCGGUCCCGGAAAGGAUAUGUUCGACAGCACGAGCAUUAUCGCUCACAAAAUUUUUCAGGAAUCCACGGUAAGUGCGACUUUCCUUGUCAUUUUUUUUUUACGAGCCUCGUAUUUCGCGACGUCCAUAGCUCCCUUCAUUUAUUAUAUGCGCAAUAGAUGCGUGCAACAGUGAGAUAGCAUUUGUAAUUUAAAGUAAUAGCGAAUACUUGCACAUCCGGAUACUUCCCACGUCGGAAGUGAUUUUUACCAUGUCCGUUUUAAAGCAGAGACGAGAGAGAGAGAAAAAAAAGAAGAAUUAAUAACGAUUUCUCUCGGCGGCUGUAAAUGCCAAAAACGGACGUUUUAAUUGAACGUAAAAAUCAGAUCGCGCAUGUGACUCGCGGAAAACUGAAGUAAUUGGAAAGCGUGCAUGUGAAUUUCACGGUCUUGGUUGAUGCGAGUUAAGUUCAAGUGCUCGGACAAAGCGGCGCAAUGCCGUAAGUAAGUGUUACUGCUCGAAUCCAGCGGUUGCAGGUUACGCGUGCGUUUCCCAGAAUGUGUACGUAUAUAUAUGUAUGUGUGUAUUGUUAAUUACGCGGUGGCAUAUGUGAAACUUAUUAGCGGUGCAAGGGAAACCACCGACGCGUCCAGAUUGUUAUCGGGCAAAUUAAGCAAUUUCGCGCGCGCGCGCAGUGUGAUUUGUUAAGAGCGAUACGCUAAUUAACCCUAGGUAUACACAUUGUUUUUUUGACGUCGUAUACACACUUGGGGUCCCGGAGAUCGCAUCCAUAUUUAUUACUGUAAUUCUAGUAAAAAUUGGACAUAUUUCAAUUAAUUUUUUUUUCAAUCGAUAGAGAAUCGACCACGGAACAAGCUCAUAGUGUGUAAAAGUCGAUAGAAUUAAGGAACUCCAAGAUAUACGGAUUCAAAGAAAAAGGAAAGUUAAAAAAACGCGAAAAAAUCU